AUGGCUGCAAUUAAUGUAUAUCAUACGAGUGUAACAACAGAUAAUCUUAGUCGUAAUGAUAUUCUACAAUGGAUAAAUUCAGCACUUGAUGCUAAUUAUAUGAAAAUUGAAGAUCUUUGUACCGGUGCUGCCUAUUGUCAAUUUAUGGAAAUGAUGUUUCCAGGUGCACGAUCAAAACGGGUCAAAUGGAAUACCAAACUUGAGCAUGAAUAUAUUAAUAAUUUUAAACUUUUACAAGAAUAUUUUAAAGCACUCUCCGUAGAAAAGGUUGUACCUGUCGAAAAAUUGGUAAAAGGAAAAUUUCAGGACAAUUUUGAGUUUGUUCAAUGGUUUAAGAAAUUCUUUGAUGCGAAUUAUACAGAUUCUCAUGAUUAUGAUCCUGUCGCUGCUCGUGAUGGACAACCAUUAGGUAGUGCUACGAAAGCUGUUGGUCCAGGAGCAACAAGUGGCUCGUCAGGUAGUCGUGUACCACCUGCUGCUGCUCGACCACCACCAACAAAAACUGUUGCUCCACCAGUAGCGCGACCAACAACUACCACAAAACCCAUCCAACAACAACAACCAAAAAUUUCUCCUGCAGUUCAUCGAGCACCAGCACCACCCAUACAACAACCUGCAGUUACUAAUGAUCAUCAUCAAAAUGUACGAGUACACCAACCUACAACUGGUAAUGAUCAUCAUCAAAAUGCACGAUUACAACAAGAAAUUGAUCAUUUACAAGACCUUAUUCAUCAACAUGAAUCUCAAGUAGCUGGUUUAGAAAAAGAACGUGAUUUUUAUUAUCAAAAAUUACGUGAUGUUGAAAUGAUUUGUCAAGAACCCGAACAUGAAACAUCACCACCAAUACAAAAAAUUCUUGAAAUACUUUACGCUACAGAAGAAGGUUUUGCGCAACCAGAUCAAGAAAAUGGUAAUGGUGAUUUUGAUGACGGAAAUGGUCUUACUGUUGGUAAUGGUAAUGCUCCUAAUUUUGUCGGUGGUGAUGAUGAGACAUAUUAA
Molecule: messenger RNA, 999 nt
Organism: Rotaria sp. Silwood2
Lineage: Eukaryota; Metazoa; Rotifera; Eurotatoria; Philodinida; Philodinidae
Source: the annotation of a GenBank genome assembly